Messenger RNA from Lynx canadensis (Canada lynx), 7721 nucleotides. RefSeq names its product myopalladin (gene MYPN). The record is from RefSeq and is a predicted model, not a curated record. Lineage: Eukaryota; Metazoa; Chordata; Mammalia; Carnivora; Felidae.
CUCCGGUGGUGACAGGUUGUCCAGCUUCUUACAGCCAUCUUCACUGAAACUAAGGUUAACUCCUCACUCUCUAUGGACGGCUACUCUCGAUUUCCAAGGGCGUGAAGAAUUUUCUUUUUCUCCUGUGCUUUCAUCUAAAAGUUCUCCUUGGAUAAUUAUCACCACGGUGGAUUGCCUGGGUUGGACAUCCUCAUCUGGGUCAACUAAAAAAAAGAAAGCAUGCAAGACGACAGCGUAGAAGCUUCUACUUCCAUAUCUCAGCUUCUAAGAGAGAGUUAUUUAGCAGAAACUAGACACCGGGGAAACAAUGAAAGGAGUCGAGCAGAACCUUCCUCCAACCCUUUCCAUUUUGGCAAUCCUUCUGGAGCUGCUGAAGGGGGAGGAGGCCAAGAUGACCUUCCAGAUCUUUCAGCCUUCCUGAGCCAAGAAGAAUUAGAUGAAAGCGUCAAUCUGGCAAGAUUGGCCAUCAAUCACGACCCUUUGGAGAAAGCAGAUGAUGCUCAAACUAGAAAACGCCUUUCAUCUGAUCAAAUGAAACUCUCAUCUAAAUCAAGUUUUGACCCCAACUGCUGUCAGGAUAACUCUCAAGGUUCUACUAGCUCUAGAGAGAGCUCCCAGGAGGCAAAAAGGCCACAGUAUAGUUCUGAAACCCAGUCCAAAAAAGUAUUCUUAAAUAAGGCUGCCGAUUUCAUUGAAGAGCUGUCUUCCCUUUUCAAAGCCCAUAGCUCCAAAAGGAUUAGACCUCGUGCCUGCAAAAACCACAAGAGUAAAUUGGAAUCUCAAAACAAACUUAUGCAGGAAAAUAGCUCCAGUUUCUCAGAUAUCUCAGAAAGAAGAGAAAGAUCUUCUGUUCCCAUCCCUAUCCCUGCAGAUACUAGGGAUAAUGAAGUGAAUCACGCCCUUGAACGGCAGGAAGCUAAGAGGCGCGAAGCUGAGCUGGCUGCCAGCGAGGCAGCUGGUGGAGACACCACCCCUGGGUCUUCACCUUCAUCUUUGUACUAUGAAGAACCUCUGGGGCAACCUCCCCGGUUCACUCAAAAGUUACGGAGCAGAGAAGUUCCAGAAGGAACCAGAGUACAGUUGGAUUGCAUAGUGGUAGGAAUUCCACCACCUCAAGUAAGGUGGUACUGUGAAGGCAAGGAGCUUGAAAAUUCGCCAGACAUUCAUAUCGCCCAGGCAGGAAAUCUGCAUUCACUGACCAUUGCUGAAGCCUUUGAGGAAGACACAGGACGCUAUUCCUGCUUUGCUUCUAACAUCUAUGGGACAGAUUCAACCUCUGCUGAGAUUUAUAUAGAAGGGGUUUCUUCUUCUGACUCAGAAGGGGACCCUAACAAGGAAGAGAUGAAUCGAAUCCAGAAGCCAAAAGAAGUAUCAUCUACUCCCACUACUUCUGCACCAUUCUCCUUCAGCAGUACCCCAAAGCCCCAGCAUGUGGUGGCCCUACCCAGUGUGUCAACCAUCCAACAGGUACAAGAAGCCCCUACCAACUAUCUACAAGGAUUGGAUGGAACUAUCAUUGCAGCUCCUGUGUUUACAAAGAUGUUACAAAAUUUAUCAGCCUCUGAAGGUCAGCUGGUUGUCUUUGAAUGCAGAGUCAAAGGAGCUCCAUCUCCUAAAGUUGAGUGGUAUAGAGAAGGGACCUUAAUAGAAGAUUCUCCAGAUUUUAGAAUUUUACAGAAAAAACCGCGAUCCAUGGCAGAACCAGAGGAGAUUUGUACUUUGGUCAUUGCUGAGGUGUUUGCAGAAGACUCUGGGUGCUUCACCUGUACCGCGAGCAACAAAUAUGGCACAGUGUCAAGCAUCGCACAACUCGACGUAAGAGGAAAUGAAGACCUCAGAAAUAAUGGGUCUCUUCACCCAGCCAACUCCACCACCAACCUGGCUGUUAUUGAGCAACAGCCAUCCCCACCCAACCCAGAGCCUCCUUCUGUGGAACACCCCCUAAACCCAAACUUGAAGGGGUUUCUAGUAAACCAUAAUGAGCCCCCCAGCUCGAGGAUUGGGCUCCGUGUGCACUUCAACCUGCCUGAAGAUGACAAAGGAAGUGAAGCAUCUUCUGAGGGUGGCGUGGUGACCACCAACCAGACAAGGCCUGAUUCUUUCCCAGAGAGAUUCAAUGGACAGGCAGCAAAAAUCCCUGAGCCUUCUUCGCCAGUCAAAGAACCCCCUCCAGUUCUGGCCAAACCCAAACUUGAUUCCAGCCAGCUACAACAGCUUCACAACCAAGUCUUACUGGAACAACAUCAGUUGCAAAACCCAUCUCCUUCAUCUCCUAAGGAGUUUCCUUUCAACAUGAGUGUUUUGAACUCCACUGCUUCCCCGGCGGUGACAAUGUCCAGCAAGCAGGUGACCCCUUCAUCACAGACUUUCAGCUUGGCCCGGCCAAAGCAUUUCUUCCCCUCUACAAAUACCACCGCAGCAACUGUGUCCCCUUCCAGCUCUCCAGUGUUCACCCUGAGCAGCACUCCUCAAACCAUUCAGAGGACAGUGAGCAAAGAAAGCCUCUUAGUUUCUCACCCCUCCGUGCAAACCAAAUCUCUAGGAGGAGUUUCCAUCCAAAACGAGCCACCCCCUCCAGCUCCAAUAGAGCCAGCACAGCCGCCACUCACAUUUGCCAUCUCCAGUGGAAACCAGUUUCAGCCCCGCUGUGUUUCCCCAGCUCCCGUCUCUCCCACCAGCCGGAUUCAGAACCCAGUGGCUUUCCUCAGCUCCGUUCUGCCUUCUCUCCCUGCCAUCCCACCCACCAAUGCCAUGGGGCUGCCUAGAAGUGCACCAUCCGUGCCAUCGCAGGGACUAAUGAAGAAAAAUACAAAGUCUCCCCAACCACUGAAUGAUGAUUCAUUUGAAACUAAGAAUGCAGUGAUUCUGGACUUGGGGAAAAAAAUGAAUUUCAAUGAUGUCAGAUCACACCAGCAGGAGUACAAAAUUUCAAGCUUUGAGCAGAGGCUGAUGAAUGAAAUAGAGUUUCGCUUGGAACGUACCCCUGUUGAUGAAUCAGAUGAUGAAAUCCAACAUGAUGAUCCCACGGGCAAGUGUAUAGCUCCCAUCUUUGACAAAAGACUCAAGCAUUUCCGUGUUACAGAAGGCUCUCCAGUGACAUUCACCUGCAAAAUUGUUGGGAUACCUGUUCCAAAGGUUUACUGGUUCAAAGAUGGGAAGCAGAUUUCAAAGAGAAAUGAGCACUAAAUGAGGCGAGAAGGAGAUGGGACCUGCUCUCUGCACAUUGACUCCACCACCAGUGACGACGAUGGCAACUACACUAUCAUGGCUGCCAACCCCCAGGGGAGAAUCAGCUGUUCUGGCCACUUGAUGGUACAAGGUUUGCCCAUUCGUAGUCGACUAACAUCUGGUGGUCAGUCUCACAGAGGAAGGUCCCGAGUACAAGAAAGAGACAAAGAGCCCCUACAGGAACGCUUUUUCCGGCCACAUUUCCUGCAGGCUCCUGGGGAUAUGGUAGCUCACGAGGGGCGCCUGUGUCGACUGGACUGUAAGGUGAGUGGCUUACCGCCCCCAGAGCUGACAUGGCUGCUCAAUGGCCAACCUGUGCUACCAGACGCCUCCCACAAGAUGUUGGUCAGGGAGCCUGGAGUCCACUCUCUGCUCAUUGACCCACUCACUCAACGUGAUGCGGGGACGUAUACAUGCGUUGCUACCAACAAAACUGGACAGAAUUCCUUUAGUCUGGAGCUCACUGUAGUAGCAAAAGAGGUGAAGAAAGCACCUGUGAUCCUGGAGAAACUGCAGAACAGCGGCGUUCCCGAAGGCCACCCAGUGAGGCUGGAGUGCCGUGUGAUAGGCAUGCCGCCACCCGUGUUCUACUGGAAGAAGGACAACGAAACCAUCCCUUUCACCAGAGAGAGGAUCAGUAUGCACCAGGAUGCAACAGGGUAUGUCUGCCUCCUCAUUCAGCCAGCCAAGAAAUCUGACGCUGGAUGGUACACGUUGUCAGCCAAGAAUGAAGCUGGCAUCGUGUCGUGCACUGCCAGGUUGGAUAUAUACGCUCAGUGGCACCAGCAGAUCCCAACACCCAUGUCUGUCCGGCCCAGUGGCAGUCGCUACGGAUCUCUCACCAGUAAAGGACUUGACAUUUUCUCUGCCUUCUCCUCCAUGGAAAGCACAAUGGUGUAUUCAUGCUCUUCUCGGAGUGUAGUGGAGAGUGAUGAACUUUAGGAAUGUUUGGGUGUCUGCUGUAUAAGGGGGUGGACUGUGGAGGGGGAAGGAGGACAAGCCAGAUACAGUGGUUUCCAAGCAACUGGAUUUGAGUAAGUUCCCAUGCUGCUGGACCCUUGGCAAGAAGUGCUUUGAAUAAGUCAGCUGGAGACUCUUGCAGUCUCAGCUGGGGGAAAGAUGUAGGGCUGUGCCUUUUAAAGAUUCCAACAAAAAUGUGAGACGACAAUACAGAUGAACCAAAGAUGUCAUGAAGCUGCCAUCCACUGCUUUGGGAAAAAGCUAGCAUGCUCCCCUGCCCCCUGCUAUGUUAGGGAUAUUUAGGCCCUACUAGGAGCAAUGAGGGGCCAUAUGCUUGAGCUGAAAGGAGUUAGACAGUAGUGACUUUAGGUGUCAUUAACUCACCAGUAAUGCAAAGAAAAAAGGUGGGGAGGUCUCCAUUACCUUCAUCAAUUACAUCCAUAGCAGUAGUUUUGAUGGAUUCUUCUAAUCAGCUUCUAGUUAGCCUUAAGAGAUCAUGCCAUACAACUCACAUAUGUGGAGAAGCACUUUUGAUUUACUUAUCCUGAGUGUACUGAGCCACAUUAUAAGGUGCCAAAAUGUGCCUGAGAUACAAAAAAAUUCACUGAAACACUCAAUAUUGCACAGUGCACUUGUUCUAUAGCCAAAACAAGGCCCCAUUAGCCUGUCUGCACCAUGUCUUCUGGAUAUAAUGGUGAGUCGUUUUUCUUUCUGACUUUACACAUCCUUAAAUUCUAGAACUAAAAGGUUGUUAGUAACCAACUAACAACAAAAACUUCUGUGGGGUUCCUUUUUAAACUACUAGCUCAAUAUGCAAAAGUCAUCAUCAUCUUCCCCUCGUCCCUCCCCAAAAGUCUGGAAGUGUAUGAGGGAGUAAGGAAGGGAGAGAUGCAAACAAGGAGAGAAGGUGAUGGAGCCUGUCAGUUUUCACUUGCCCCUUAAGAGCAAUGGUUCUGGAGGGAGAGGUCUUUAAUAGGUAUGAACUGUUGGUGAGAUAAUUAAUUUGCAUUUUCUGCAUAGAAGAUAUCAUGCUAACCAUAAAAGGGGGAGGAAAGGAGAAUAUGCCUCUUUAUUCCAACCCACCUAUUCAAAAUCUUCCUCUUAAGGAAUUUUAGACUUAAGUUCACUGCAAUUAUUCCCAGUGCCUAGAAGAGUGUUUGGCCCCAAAUAGACAUUCAAUAGAUAUUUGUUGGAUGAAUGAAUCUUAUAUGAGAUAGAGAAAUCUGCAAUUCACACAGCAGUCCAAAAAUUGCCCUGGGAAUAGUAAUCACAGCACAGUUUGCUCCAGACUCACCCGUGAAAUCAAUUGGAGGUGUCUGUUACCAAUUCCCUGUGCCCAAGUGUCUGGUGUUCUCUGAUCCAGGCACCCUCAGCUGGCAUCUUACUCGAAUGAACAAAUAGUCAUUGUUUAGGAAGGCUUGAAAUUUUCUUCACUUCAAGGCAAAGAUUUCCAGUAUAAAAAUAAAUUCAUUCGCUCAAAAAAAAUCAUUUGUGUGUCUACUCUGUAUAAGAUGCUAUGCUAGAAACUGUGGGAAAUAUGAAAAUAUGAAUAAGACACAGUCCCUGACCUCAAGGAGCUUAUAACCUAGCAGGGGAGGUAAGAUGUAAGGCAUAAAGAGUGCUGCUUUUGGGAGGGGGAAGAAAUAGAUACUUUAUCAGACAGAAGUUUCUAGUGCUUUUCAUCCUAUAUUUUUUAUGACUCUAAAAUCAUCUUAAUGUCUUCAAAUCUUUAUUUCUUAAUGAAACAAAAUGCCAUAGGUUACAACCUUAAGAAAUAAAGAUUUCAGUAAAUUAUUUGGUGAAAUUAGAUUUGUUUCAUUUUUUUCAUGUAUUCAUGAACAAUACUAAAACAUAGGCAACUGUAAUGAAAUACUAUAUGUUUCAUACAGAAUGCAUUCUGUAAAAUGUUGUGUUUCUGUGUUAGCUUCUAUUAUGAAAUCUCAUAGCCAAAGAGAACUUUCUAACUCCAGGAUUGUUCCUUCAUAGUUCUUUACCUCACCUCCCCAUCACCUCUAUUUCUGUAAACCCUAAAUAGUCCUCCCAUGAAAGGAUAAUUUUCAUCUCUGUAUGUCUUAGCUUUCUGAAUAUUUUUUAUCCGUCGCCUUUUAGUGUUCGAGAACUAGGAUAAAUAUUAUAUUUGGCCACUGGAUGGCGCUGUCUAACAUAAAAUAUAAGACCUCUAAAAUUCCUGAAAUUUCAAGUAUUGGAUAAUAAUGCAGGGUUUCUGGACCUCUAGCAUUGUUGACAUUUGGGGUGGAUAAUUCUUUGUCGCCCGGGACUUUGUGCAGUGUAGAAUGUUAGGCAGCAUCGCUGGCCUCUAACCACUAGAUGCCAGGAACAUAGUGGCCCAUCCCCCAGUUGCCAUCCUAGGAGGCAGAAUCCUCCUUUGUUGAGAACUACUGUGUUGAACAAAUCCGUGCCCUGCAUUGAGAAGUCUGUUAGAAGUCAAUUAUAAUGAGGGAGAGUUAUAUAAGAAAUUUGGGUCAGCUGGAUAUGUUUGGACUCAACAUGUCCAAAAUCAGAUUCAUCACCUUCCCUUUCAUACACAUUCUUCAGCCUCGCUUAAGGAUUUCUGUUAAUGUCACCAUCACAUUCCUAGCAAUCCAAAUAAAAAGCAUCCAAGUCACUUUUUGCUUCCUCUAGCCAAAUUAAUAGAUCCUGUUAAUUCUAACCCUAUGAUUUCUUUUACAUUCAGCCCUUUCUUUCAAUCCCCCUGCAGUUCUCCAGUUCAGACUUGCAUUACUUUAUUAAUUUCCCUCAAUAUUUCGACUUCAACCAUAAUAAAGAACUUCUAAGUGGCCUUUUCUGCCUCUGUUCCUGCUGUUUCUCCCAUUCAAACCCAGCCCAGAUCUGCAUCAGCUCUUUCUUCCUGAAUUACCGUUCCAGUCAUGUUAUGCCCCAAUUUCAAACCCCCAAUGGCUUCUGGAGCCAAAUCAAGUACCAGCUCUCCUGCCCUGGGAUAUUCAAGGCUUUGUCCACUAUGAUCCCAAAGUCUGUCACCCAUUCCUCAGAAAACACACCCAAUGUGGUGGCAAACCUAACACAGUCCCCUGCUUUCCAGCCAAAUGCCUCUCUUUUGCUUCUAGAUGGAAGGCUUUUUCCCCAACCACUACCUAUGGAAAUCUUACCUGUUCCUUAAAGUCCAUCUGAAUGUCACUACUUCUGUAAGUAUUUUCCAAUCCCCCAGACCUCACCCAAUACAAUUCUACUUUCUUUGAAAACUUAUAGUGAGUUUCUUGAAUUGAGAAAAAGAUGACCUUGUAUAGUAUUUAUAUAAAUAUAGCCUCUAUAUACCUUCCUGUCCCCUCCCCUUGCACUAGCCAGUCUUGCCUAUACUAGGUUUUAGCUACUGUGGUAUGGACUGUGUCAAAAGUUUGUCAUGUACCUUAUACAGAGUAGGCACUCAAAAAUUUUCAUUGACCUACAUUGAACUUAAAAAUUCUAUGUUAAGUAUGUUUCUGUAUAAAUUGAGUCUAGAGCAGUGAUUCUAUUUUUUAAGUUUAUUUUGAGAGAGAGAGAGAGCAGGGGAGGGG